Molecule: messenger RNA, 2834 nt
Organism: Gorilla gorilla gorilla (western lowland gorilla)
Lineage: Eukaryota; Metazoa; Chordata; Mammalia; Primates; Hominidae
Gene: CASQ1
Product: calsequestrin 1
Exons: 11
Coding region: 1134-2324 (396 amino acids)
Biological process (GO): regulation of skeletal muscle contraction by regulation of release of sequestered calcium ion
Cellular component (GO): Z disc; sarcoplasmic reticulum lumen
Molecular function (GO): calcium ion binding
Source: RefSeq, a predicted model, not a curated record
GCAUGCAGCCUGGGAAAACCUCCCUUCCCACUGUGCCCCAGAAAACCGAGUCCCAUAGGAUCAGGGUAGGGAGUGCACACACAGGUGGCAACCAAAGGACAGUCCCCUUCUCAUUGUGGGCUUUAUGGGCAGAGAAACCCCAAACCCACAUCUCUACAGGACAGGAUCUGGGCCAGCCCUGUCCUUCCCUGCAUUCCCAAGUUAGGAGUGCUGAGUGAAGCAAAGGAAACUGGCUGGAGCUGAGCCAGGUUGCCAGUCUUGGACGCGGCUCCAUCUUUUAUUCAGAGAAUGACCUCAUCCUUGGUCCUGGUUCUUUAAAAGAAAGUGGAGGGGUCUCUUUCCUGCAGCCUGGCUUGCACUUUUAUCACCCCACUCUCCUACAUAGUAUCAAAGAAUCAGAAUCAGACUUCACCUACAGAAGAUUCCCAGGCUUUAGGACAUAGAGCCAAUACCACAUUUGUCCCCUUUUUGUCCUAUAUUAUCAAUUUAGCCUCUGACCCAGUUAGCUCCUCCUCUCCACUGCAUUUAACUUCUAAUUACCCUUGCCCUACCCUCGGCCCUCCCUAAUUACCCUUAUACCUCCCCUCCCCCAGCCCCAGCUUCAUUUACCUCCGACUCAUCUGGUCUUAUUUUUAGCUCCGGCAUCUCUCCUCUUCCUUUCUUAAUAUGGCGAUGAGCUCUUAGGCCAGCAUGGGGACUGGGGCUGAGGUGCCCUGGACACUGGAGGAGGGGGAGGGAAGGAGCCCCUGGGAGCCUGGGGUAGAAGUGUAGGAGGUGGGAGGAUUCCGGCCCGCAUGGAGCUGUCCUGGCCUCAGAAGGUUAUCCGUCUCUCCUGCCAACCAUGGAGACAUAUUUAGACAGGACCAGGUGGGGACUGAGGGGUGCCAAUUUCAGGGGGCAGCUCCGGUUCCCUCCCCGCCCCCUGCUCCUAUUCCUCCUCCUGACCCUUUUCCCUUGGCUCUGUCGGCAGUUUCUCCAGGACCCAGCAGUGCCCUCGGUCCACUGCUCUGGGCCAUCCCCCAAUUCCCCCUCCCACUUGAACCCCUAACUCAGAAUCUGGGACCCAGGGGCCCCUCCCUACCCCAGCUAACCUCUUCUGGACCAGGAGAGCCAACCCAGAUCCCACUACCUCCAUGAGUGCUACAGACAGGAUGGUGCCCAGAGCUGUGCCGGGUCUGUGGCUGGCACUGCUGUUGCUGCUGGUGCUAGGGACACCCAAGUCAGGGGUACAGGGGGAGGAAGGGCUGGACUUCCCUGAGUACGAUGGUGUGGACCGUGUGAUCAAUGUCAAUGCAAAGAACUACAAGAAUGUGUUCAAGAAGUAUGAGGUGCUGGCACUCCUCUACCAUGAACCCCCCGAGGAUGACAAGGCCUCACAAAGACAAUUUGAGAUGGAGGAGCUGAUCCUGGAGUUAGCAGCCCAAGUCCUAGAAGACAAGGGUGUUGGCUUCGGGCUGGUAGACUCUGAGAAGGAUGCAGCUGUGGCCAAGAAACUAGGCCUAACUGAAGUGGACAGCAUGUAUGUAUUCAAGGGAGAUGAAGUCAUUGAGUACGAUGGCGAGUUUUCUGCUGACACCAUCGUGGAGUUUCUGCUUGAUGUCCUAGAGGACCCUGUGGAAUUGAUUGAAGGUGAACGAGAGCUGCAGGCGUUUGAGAAUAUUGAGGAUGAGAUCAAACUCAUUGGCUACUUCAAGAGCAAAGACUCAGAGCAUUACAAAGCCUUCGAGGAUGCAGCUGAGGAGUUUCAUCCCUACAUCCCCUUCUUCGCCACCUUCGACAGCAAGGUGGCAAAGAAGCUGACCCUGAAGCUGAAUGAGAUUGAUUUCUAUGAGGCCUUCAUGGAAGAGCCUGUGACCAUCCCAGACAAGCCCAAUAGCGAAGAGGAGAUUGUCAGCUUCGUGGAGGAGCACAGGAGAUCAACCCUGAGGAAACUGAAGCCGGAGAGUAUGUAUGAGACCUGGGAGGAUGACAUGGAUGGAAUCCACAUUGUGGCCUUCGCAGAGGAAGCUGAUCCUGAUGGUUUCGAGUUCUUAGAGACUCUCAAGGCUGUGGCCCAGGAUAACACUGAAAACCCAGAUCUUAGCAUCAUCUGGAUUGACCCUGACGACUUCCCCCUGCUGGUCCCAUACUGGGAGAAGACGUUUGACAUCGACUUGUCAGCCCCACAAAUAGGAGUCGUCAAUGUUACUGAUGCGGAUAGCGUAUGGAUGGAAAUGGACGAUGAGGAGGACCUGCCUUCUGCUGAGGAGCUGGAGGACUGGCUGGAGGAUGUGCUGGAAGGCGAGAUCAACACAGAGGAUGAUGACGAUGAUGAUGAUGACUAGUUGCUAUGGCAACCAUCUUUCAGCCCCACUGGUCUUUUCAUGCUCUCUCCUGCCUUCCCUUGUCCUUCCCUGAGUUCCUCCAGGGAGACUAGGUUAUUCUCUGCCAUAGAGCUAACCGGGGUCUAUACGCUGAGUGCUGAGACCCUGAUCCCCCUCAUUUGAUGAGCAAAUGAGCUACUUUUCCCUAGACACCAGGCCAGCUCUCUCUUAUCUGACUUCUGUUUCUUAUCCCAUAACUUACUUGUAUCUAUUAUGUGUCUCUUCCGUCACUCUCCAUACUCUUUCUUGUGAUUCUCCUCUAGCCAUAUAUAUGGGCCCCAUCUCUGUUCUGUUCCCUCCAUCUAUGCACAGCUUUCCCCCACUCUCUCUAAUCCUGUAUCUUUCUGACUGUCCUGUCCUUGGCCAGAAGGAAGGGAGAAUACUGUGUUUGGGACUGUAUCUCAGUAAUCACUUGUUAAUGUAUUUGGGUCAAAUGAGAGGCCUCAAUAAAGACAUCUGGGGCAGCAUGAA